AUGAAGUUCACCACUGCCAUCGUCUCUGCCGUCUUGGCCUUUACCUCCUUCACCGAAGCUGCUCCUCGCAACUCUCGACGAGCAGAAUAUCAGGCUCCUAGUCUGACUGCUCAGCUCCGACUUGCUGAUACUGCCGCUGACCGCUUCGCUCUUCUUCCCAACAAUGAUGACUUCGUCUUUGACUUCAACAAGAAGCAAGAGGGCGCUGGAAAGGGUGGUAUGCUCAUUGCUGCCAACCGCAAGACCUUUCCCGCUCUCGUUGGUACUGGUUCUGGCAUGGCCUUUGGCACAGUCGAUCCCUGUGGCAUGAACACUCUGCACGUUCAUCCCCGCUCAGCUGAGCUCCAAAUCGUCACCUCAGGCCGUCUCAUCACUGAGAUGGUCCCCGAGAACGGCGUCUUAGACAAGGAUGGCAAGCGCCGUGUCAUCCGCACUGAGCUUACAGCCAACAUGAUGACUCCCUUCUACCAGGGCUCCGUGCACACUCAGUAUAACCCCGAGUGCAAGCCUGCCACUUUCAUUGCCACCUUUGCCUCUGAGGAUUUCGGCACUGGUCAGGUUGCCGACGAGACCUUUGCCCUCAGCGACGAUGUUAUUGCUGCUACAUUCGGCCAGAGCAUUGCUGGUGAGGAUAUCGACAAGGUCCGCGCUGCUAUCCCUAAGAGCAUCGCACUCGGCGUUGAGAAGUGCCUCCUCGACUGUGGCCUCAACAAGCGUUCUAUCUAA
Molecule: messenger RNA, 726 nt
Organism: Fusarium sp. VM40
Lineage: Eukaryota; Fungi; Ascomycota; Sordariomycetes; Hypocreales; Nectriaceae
Source: the annotation of a GenBank genome assembly